Messenger RNA from Carassius carassius (crucian carp), 3362 nucleotides. It is a transcript of the gene engl, whose product is annotated as endoglin, like. The record is from RefSeq and is a predicted model, not a curated record. Bases 210 to 2672 code for a protein of 820 amino acids. The transcript is spliced from 17 exons. Lineage: Eukaryota; Metazoa; Chordata; Actinopteri; Cypriniformes; Cyprinidae.
GAAGACACGGAUCAACCUAUGCGAACUCUUCUACGCUGUCCAUUCAGGGUCCAUGCUGCUGUCCUGUCCUCUGCUGGGGGCCUCGGGUGAGCGAGUAAACGGGCGCAUCACUGACUUCAUUUGGGUUCAAGCCUAGCUGCAGUUUCACAUCCCUCAGUUCAUGUUGGAGUGAGACUGAAUUCUGUCUGAAAUCUGUGAAGUGCUGAAGGAUGAUGCCCCGGACAGGCGUUGCUCUAGUUUUCCUCCUGCUGGCUGUGGUCAGAAGUGCAGUGUCCAGCAGAGAGCUGCAGUGCUCCAUGUGGCCUGUGGGGGCGCUGCAUCCAGUGCGGGCUCAACUGGAGCGCUUCGAGGCAGGACCAGGUUGUGCAGCCAGAGAGGGUGGAGCUAAAGAGACCCAUGUGAUUUCUGUGGGCAAAACCUCCAACAAACAAGUAACAGUAGUUUUAAGACCUUUGACCGUCUCUCUGCCCAUCAACCGGCCGGUGAUUCUGGUGCUGAGCUCCCUUCAUGCUGUGCAUUGGGUGUUGGAGAAUGAAGGACUGUCGCACAACAUCAACGUGCUGGUGCAGGUGUCUCUCAACUCCACAGCCGUCUCUCCGAGUUUGUCCAUCCGCGUGACACAGGUUCCAUCUCUGCCACGACGUCCUCGGGUCCUUCUGCGCUGGGUCCUCCAGCGUCACGCCACCGUCUCGUCACUCACACACACUGUGCGCGCGAACCGUGUUUACCUCCAUCUGGGAGAGGAUGCCAGCAUGCCGAGCGAGUGCCGCCUGCAGUCUCCGUUUCUGUCCCAAAACUAUCUGGCCUCAGAGCUGCAGGAGCAGGAGAUUCACGGCUGUGUCCCGUCAGACCAGCCAUUGGAGACAGAGGUCCACAUCAUCCGCCUCUGGUCCUCAGGAUCCGGCCUGUGCGGCUCUCUGCAGGUGGAGGUGUCUGUCUCUCUGCUGCCUCCAGUGGCUUGUUCAGCGUAUCACAUGAUUGUACUGAUCCUCAGCAGUGCGGUUCCAGUCAACUGGGCUCUGGUGGCUCCAGAGGUCAAAGGCCACGUCAGGGUCUAUUCGUCCAACAGCGUUAGUCCGCCGUACCGAACUCAAUCCCCUAGCCUCAGCGUGACCAGCACCGUGACCUCUGACCUCCUCAGCACCCCCGACCUUCUAGAAUGGGCCAAUCAGAACGGCUUUCCCAAAGUGACCUCGUACACUGAGGCUGAUCUGGCCAAUCGCUUCGUCGUCAAGCUAAGAGAAGGAGGGUCAGACACUGAACUGAGGUCUUCAGACGGGCGGCAGGAUGUCAGCAGCGAGGCGCUCAGCUGUCACUGUGAGAGCGGAGCUUUUACUGUAACUGUGGACACACAGAUGCUACAGACUUUUCCAGUGUCUGCAGUGACCCUGCGAGAUCACAACUGCCACGGUGAAUUUAAUGGAAGCCAUUUCCUGUUGCUUUUCCCGGUCAUUUCCUGUGGGACGGAGGGAGAAAUGGAUAAAGUGAACAGAAGAGUUCAUUACACAAAUACAGUGUUCCUGUGGAAACGGAAACCAUCCGAGGGUUUGAACAAUGAGACAGAUGUGGAGGUGUUGGACGAGACCAGUCUGAUAGCCAUUCAUAUCAGCUGUGAAUCGUCUCUGAUGACUCCUGCGAGUCCAACAGCCACGGCUCCGUCCUCCAGGCCUGAGGAGGCGCUGCGCUUCAGUCCCUGGGUGCCGAGAGCCCACGCCGCUCCAGUGCUGUCCAUGGAGCUGUUUGUCACCGAGGCCUACGAGAGGAGAGCCGUGGGGCCCUGCGUGAUCACCGCGUACGACCGCGUCUAUGUGCAGAUCUCGGUGGGUUCUGGUGUUUCGGAGGCCGUGGAGGUCCAGUCGUGUCUGGUCUCUCCUCUCUCAGAUCCACACGCUCACAGCGGCUGGUCCAUCAUCAGAGACUCCUGUCCAUCUGACCCGUCCUUCAAACUGAGCCACAGAGAAGCCCAGGAAUCCACAGACAGCACAGGACAUGAGGAAGAUGAGGAAGAUGAGGGAGAUGAGAAGACUGAAGGGAAAGAUGACUGGAGACUGUCGCAGCCGCUCUCUCGCUGGAGACAGAUGGCGAGCCGCCUUGGAGACGAGAGAGCCAGGCGAAAUAAUAAAGUCAAGAGACCCGACAGACUCGGCGCAAGGAGACCUGAAGAACGCAGACGGAGGAGACGUGAGGACGAACACGAGAGCGCACACACGCUACAGUUCAGUUUCAUCCUGCGGCCUGUCUUUAAUAACUCCAUCCAGUUCCUGCACUGCCGACUGCGUCUGUGUGCGUCAGCUGAGGGGCCCUCGAGGGCCACCCCUCACAUCUGCACAGACGGGCCUCAGAUACCUGCUCUCACACACACCACUGCUUCUCAACAGUGUGAGUACAGGAAUCUCUCUCGGCCCGUGUUGGUCACGUAUUCUGCUGGGUUUCUGGCUCCCCCUGCUGGUAAACUUUCUCAAAAGCCUGCCGAGAUGUCGAAACAGACUCCUGCACACAGCGAAACAUACGAGAGUCCAGUGUUAAUGGUGGUGUUCUCUGCGUUUGUUAUGGGUUUGUGUCUGAUGGGGGCGCUGUGGUGCAUUUACAGUCACACAGGGAGGCGUGAUAUGAGCCAGAGAGACGGUAUUAUAGAGACCACGCGACAGGACAGCGAAACCCGCCGACACUGAAGUAGCAAACUAGCGGUUUCCUCGAGGUGGACUAAAGAUAUCCCUGAUAGCACACGUACAUCAAGGAGGCGUCUGUCUGAUGUCUGCAAUUACAUCUGCCAGACGUAUUUUUAAAAAGCGUUUGCUCAUCUACUCGUCUAUGACAUUUUCUAUCAGAUGUCAAAUUGAUGUCUGUUAGAUGUCUUUAAGAUCUUUGUGAUUUCGAAUGUAUGUAAAACUGAGAUCUUGCAGACAUCUGUCAGAUGUUCGCAGAUGCUUUCCAGAUCAAGUGAUCUUUAACAGAUGUACGUGUGCUAUCUGAGAUACGACCAUCAAAUUCGUAACGUGACCGAAAACGGUCAAACUUCAUGUGCUUUCUUUAAGGCUGAAUUUGUUUACCACUGUUCUGAGGUGCUUUUAACGUAUUUUACUGGCUGCUUUUGUUGUGCUGCUAAAUGUAACAGCAUAAAUUAUGUAAAACUAUUAUAGAUUUGUCCUUUAAUGUUCGUAAAUUUGUUUCAGUUUCAGUCCUUUAAUUGUUCUUAAUGUACUGUGUAGUAAUCAUGUUUUAAAGUGUCAGUAUUUAAUAAAGUUAGCCCAGACAGGCUGAUGUGAAGGUUUGGAAAGGAUCUUUUAUUAUGUAGGGUGAAGUCAGCAAAAUCCGGACAUCAGCUAAAAUGGGACAAACAAGCUUAUGGUGUUGUGCACUUU